Molecule: messenger RNA, 3189 nt
Organism: Phyllostomus discolor (pale spear-nosed bat)
Lineage: Eukaryota; Metazoa; Chordata; Mammalia; Chiroptera; Phyllostomidae
Gene: CDC40
Product: cell division cycle 40
Exons: 15
Coding region: 61-1797 (578 amino acids)
Biological process (GO): mRNA splicing, via spliceosome
Cellular component (GO): catalytic step 2 spliceosome
Molecular function (GO): mRNA binding; protein binding
Source: RefSeq, a predicted model, not a curated record
AGGACCUGGGAGCCGCUUCUACUUCCGCCGGGGCCUGGUGUCCACUGUUGUGUUGCAGUCAUGUCGGCUGCGAUUGCAUCUCUGGCUGCUUCGUAUGGUUCGGGUUCGGGGUCCGAGUCUGACUCGGACAGUGAGGGCGGACGGUGUCCGCUGCCAACCGCUGACUCCCUCAUGCACUUGACUAAAUCGCCUUCUGACAAGCCCUCUCUGGCAGUGGCGGUGGACUCGGCUCCGGAGGUGGCAGUUAAGGAAGAUUUGGAGACCGGAGUUCACCUUGACCCUGCUGUCAAAGAGGUUCAAUAUAAUCCUACUUAUGAGACCAUGUUUGCUCCUGAGUUUGGACCAGAAAAUCCCUUUAGGACACAGCAAAUGGCUGCCCCUAGAAAUAUGCUUUCUGGAUAUGCUGAACCAGCUCAUAUCAAUGAUUUUAUGUUUGAACAGCAAAGAAGAACUUUUGCCACAUAUGGUUAUGCGUUGGACCCUUCAUUAGAUAAUCAAGUGACUACUAAGUAUAUUGGUUCUGUAGAAGAAGCUGAGAAAAAUCAAGGUUUAACUGUGUUUGAGACUGGUCAGAAGAAAACAGAAAAGAGAAAAAAGUUCAAAGAAAAUGAUGCAUCUAAUAUUGAUGGUUUCCUGGGACCAUGGGCAAAAUAUGUGGAUGAAAAAGAUGUAGCCAAACCUUCCGAAGAAGAACAAAAAGAAUUGGAUGAAAUCACAGCAAAGAGGCAGAAAAAAGGCAAACUGGAAGAAGAGAAACCUGGGGAGGAAAAGACAAUCUUACAUGUUAAAGAAAUGUAUGACUACCAAGGCCGGUCUUACCUGCACAUACCCCAGGAUGUUGGUGUUAAUCUGCGGUCAACCGUGCCACCUGAGAAAUGUUAUCUUCCUAAAAAACAAAUUCACGUGUGGUCUGGACACACAAAGGGCGUCAGUGCGGUCAGGCUGUUCCCUCUUUCCGGCCAUUUACUGCUGUCUUGUUCCAUGGACUGUAAAAUUAAGCUGUGGGAAGUUUAUGGAGACAGGCGUUGUUUGCGAACAUUUAUUGGUCACAGUAAAGCUGUCAGGGACAUCUGCUUUAAUACUGCAGGAACGCAGUUCCUCAGCGCAGCUUACGACAGGUAUCUUAAGCUCUGGGACACUGAAACAGGACAGUGUAUAUCAAGAUUCACAAACCGAAAAGUACCCUAUUGUGUCAAAUUUAAUCCUGAUGAAGAUAAGCAAAAUCUCUUUGUGGCCGGGAUGUCUGAUAAAAAGAUUGUACAAUGGGAUAUUCGCAGUGGAGAAAUUGUGCAGGAAUAUGACCGGCACUUGGGAGCUGUCAACACCAUUGUUUUUGUUGAUGAGAACAGGAGAUUUGUGAGCACAUCUGAUGAUAAGAGCCUCAGAGUUUGGGAAUGGGACAUCCCUGUGGAUUUCAAGUAUAUAGCAGAACCCAGUAUGCACUCUAUGCCUGCAGUGACUUUGUCUCCAAACGGGAAAUGGCUAGCAUGCCAAUCAAUGGACAACCAAAUCUUAAUUUUUGGAGCACAAAACAGAUUUAGAUUAAAUAAGAAAAAAAUUUUUAAGGGCCAUAUGGUAGCAGGCUAUGCUUGUCAGGUGGACUUUUCACCAGACAUGAGCUAUGUGAUUUCAGGAGAUGGAAAUGGAAAAUUAAACAUCUGGGACUGGAAGACCACAAAACUCUACAGUCGGUUUAAAGCUCAUGACAAAGUGUGCAUAGGUGCCGUGUGGCACCCUCAUGAGACAUCUAAAGUCAUAACCUGCGGUUGGGAUGGCCUCAUUAAACUGUGGGAUUGAUGAGACUAGUCCUUAAACUCUCUGGAUUAUUUUGGAUCCAAUACCAUGUUUAACUAUGUCAUUUUAAAUGUGUGGGAUGAUAACUUUAUUUACAGAUGUCAUUUCCUUACAUGGCCUUAUAAAGUUGAUAUACAUUGUUUUUUAAAAAAAAAAACUUUGUAAAUUUGGCUCAUAUAAUUUUGUUGGCAACUUUAAAUUGUUCUUUAUAGAUACUAUUUAUACAGAGAAUGACCAUCAAUUUUGUAUUUGACAAGGCAGUUUGGGCUUACCCCCAAGACAUACGGAAGGAUCCCUUUGGAGUCAGAAAAGAAUCCCUCAUGAAUUGGGGGUUCUAAGGGAUGUAAUAAUGACAUCCCUUAGAAUAAUGGGUUACUACCCAGAAAGAUACCCUGUACUCACCUCUUCAACCAGAAGAGAAGUGAGGGACAGGGACGACCGAGUUUAACGUGACUCUGGGAGGAGGAUAAAACCACCCAUGACGACUAUUUCCAUUAUUUCCAGUGCGUCGAGUUCUGGUGUUUUGGAUUCAGGGGUUCCUCUAUUUUUGUGGCAAAUGUGGUGUAUUUUUCAUUGUAAGCCAGCAGUCUCCUCUGACUGCAGCAUUCCUCUAAUUAUUAAACAAUGUAAAAUACAAAUCAACCCAGAGUUCUUUCCUUGACUUUCUUCCCAAUCUGUCUAUAAUGAGAGAAUUAUGUAAUUUUUGAAGAUGAAACUCAAGAGAAUGAGUCAAAACUUUGAGUUUUAUUUUUAUUUACUGUCAGUAAGAACCUGGCAGUACUCUCAGAAAUCAGGGUCUCUUUGGGCAUUGCUUCACAGAUGUUACUACUGAAAUACUCCUCAGUGGAGAUAGGGCAAAGAACAAAAUAUCAGCCUGUAACUUCUUUAAAAGUAUUCUGAUUGGGCUUGUGAAUAUAUUUGACAAAACUUUUAAGAUUGGAAAAGUUUUCGACUUCUUUCUAAAUCUUUGAGUAAAAUUGACAAUCCAGGAAAAUGGCUAGGGUUCCCCAGUUUGAGAAGCAGUGGCUGUAAAAAAGUUUAAAAACUUAAGAUUGUGAAAUCAAGAUAGCCUCUUGAAUGUAGUAGUUAAUAGCACUUUAGUUCGGCAAACCAUUACCUCCAGCUUUAUCACAGAUCUAUAUCAGGUGUGUGAACAUGGUUUGCAAGGUUUCCACAGUACCGUGCUAAAAACGGCCGGCUCACAGCUGCUCAGAGCGCGGCGUGGGGGCCAGAGUCACCCUGGGUGUCAACGUCCUGGAGGCAUUAGCUCCGAGCCCUGUGCUGUCACCAGCAGCUCAUGCUGCUUUCCUUCAGAACACCCGUUUUAAAAAAUUAAAAUUAAAAAAGCCUGGUAUAGAUGACCAGGUGCUAUAGCCACACGAAAAAACUUGAAGA